Malassezia vespertilionis is the source of this 996-nucleotide messenger RNA. RefSeq names its product tRNA (guanine(9)-N(1))-methyltransferase (gene TRM10). The transcript has a single exon. The record is from RefSeq and is a predicted model, not a curated record. Lineage: Eukaryota; Fungi; Basidiomycota; Malasseziomycetes; Malasseziales; Malasseziaceae. Gene Ontology annotation, biological process: tRNA N1-guanine methylation. The coding region runs from base 1 to 996 and encodes 331 amino acids. Gene Ontology annotation, molecular function: tRNA binding. Gene Ontology annotation, cellular component: nucleus.
AUGCAGCGCCGGGGGGGAGACGAGGGGCCGACACCGCGCACAGCGCCGCCGGUGACGGUCAUCGAUCCCACCACGGGAGAGAGCAUGCAGAUGACCAAAACCGCCGCAAAGAAACUUGCGCGCCGCGCCAUGCGCGAGGCAAAAAAGGAGGCGAGGAAGCCCGAGUUCCGCGCACGCGAACGACAGCGGCGCAAGGAACGGCGGAUCUUGCAGCGUGAGGAGCGAUCUAAAGAUCCAGAUGCACAAGAAUUUGCACAGCAGCCACGUCCAUGUGUCGAGCCGUUCCACGCGCGCGUCGCAGUCGAUUUAGGAUUUGACGAUAUGAUGACGCAGGACGAGACGACGUCGCUUGCGUCGCAACUAGGGUACCUGUACGGCGUAAACCGUACAAGCUCGCAUCCUUUUUCGCAGGUGUUGUUUGUAGGCGCAGGGCGCACGAGUGCGCGUUCGCUUGGGUUUGCGCCGCCAAAAAGCGGCAUGCAUGUGUAUCCCGACCCGGGCACGAGUGAGACUUCGCUGCUGCACGAUCGAGUAGGCAAGCACAUGGAGGAUAAGAAUCGCGGUGUAUGGCAUCGCUGGAAGCGGGUGAAUCUGCUGGAAUAUGGUGGAUUGGAGGCGCUAUGGGACGAAUCUACGACGGCGGUAGCGCCAUGCGCAAAAAGCAACGUGGUGUACCUCACCGCGGAUACGGGCAAUACGAUCGACGCGCUCGAAGAAGGGAAAACGUACGUGAUUGGAGGCAUCGUAGACCGGAACAGGUACAAGCAUCUAUGCGCAAAAAAAGCAGAGGCCAUGGGGAUAACCAUGGCGCGACUUCCUAUCGAUCCGUCCUACCUCGGGGGGCAACACAUGGGUGCGCGGCGAGUUCUCACCGUGAAUCAAGUGUUUGCGAUCCUCGUAGGAUGGACAGAGACGCGUGAUUGGACCGCUGCUUUGCAGCGUGGUCUGCCUAUGCGCAAAUUUGUGGCUCAGGAGGGUACUGGCGAAGCGCAAUGA